Thecamonas trahens ATCC 50062 is the source of this 1557-nucleotide messenger RNA. Its product is annotated as ubiquinone/menaquinone biosynthesis methyltransferase. The record is from RefSeq and is a predicted model, not a curated record. Bases 1 to 1557 code for a protein of 518 amino acids. Gene Ontology annotation, molecular function: methyltransferase activity. The transcript has a single exon. Lineage: Eukaryota; Apusomonadida; Apusomonadidae.
AUGGAGUGGAUCCCUACACUCGCGUGCGCUACAGGCGCAUCCCUGGCGUACCUGACGCUCCCUCGGUCCGGCCCGACCUCGGCAGGCUCUGUCCUCCCGCUGCUUGCCCUCGCCACUACGGCUGCCGUCACCGCCAUCCAUGCUCAUGCUGUGGAGCUGACCACCGUUCCCAACCUGGCUCUGGCUCUCCGUGCUGAUCCUGGCUACUCUCUCGCUUCUCUGCUGGCUAUCUGGGCAUUUGUCUUUGCUGUGGCUGGCGCUCCGCUCGCCGCCAUCACCACCUCGGCCAAGCCUGCUGCCCUGCUGGCUCAGAUCCCGCUGGCCCUGGCCACUGCUGCUCGCGAUGUCAUGGCCGUGGCUGCGGGUAGCACCACCCUUGUCUGGGCCCCGCACGUUCUCGGCGCUGCCAUUGCUGCCUUUGCAGGCCGCUCGCCUGCCGGCGCCUGGGCUCACAUGGCCUGGCUGGCUCUGGCCCAGCUCUGGCUGCUCGGCUGCGGCUGCGGCGCCGACGCGGUGAGCUCGGUUUCGCUCGACGCGUCGAACCGCGAUGCAUUUGCUAUCCUUGUUCUCCUCGGUGCUGCCAUGAUUGUGCUCCGCCUGCGGCUCCACGUCGACGACGAUGAGAUCACGGCCGUCCAGAAGCUUGCCGAGAUGGGCUCGGCCGAGGCGUACCUGGACGAGGCAACUGCCAAGCUCACGUACAACGAAGCACUGUUUCAGGUCGUGGCACCGGCGUACGACUUUAUCACCAAGGCGCUGUCGUUUGGGCAGGACGCCUCGUGGAAGAAGGCGCUCAUUUCCGAUGUGUCAGCGGCAGUCGCAGAGCUCGCGGAGCGCGACGAGGGCGACGAGGUUCUCCGCGUCGUCGACGUUGCGUGCGGGACCGGCGACGUGACGUUUGCGCUGGCCAAGGCGUUUCCGGGCGCCGACGUGGUGGGGACUGACCUCUCGGGCCGUAUGCUCGAUCUGGCGGCCGAGCGCGCCGACGGUGAGGAUCUCGACAACGUGUACUUUGUGCAGUCGGACAUGUGCCACAUGCCGUUUGAGGACGGCGCAGUCGAUCUCGUGACCGGCUCGUACGCACUCCGCAACGCACCGUCUAUCAUGGAGGCGCUGGAGGAGACCAACCGUGUGCUGCGCGUCGGCGGCGUGGCGGCGUGGCUCGACUUUUGCAAGCCCGACUUUGCUCCGCUCGCCUGGGCCUACUACUACCUCCUCCUGCUCUGGGGCGGCCUCUGGGGCGUCCUGGUUCAUGGCUCGCCGGAUGUCUACGGCUACAUCGCCCGCUCGCUCGAUGCGUACCCGACCGAGACGGAGCUCGCUGUCAUGCUCGAGUUUACCGGCUACCAGGUCAUCUCGUCCAAGCGCUACUUCUUUGGCUUUAUCGCUGUCAACAUUGUGCAGAAGCUAGUCGACGGCGACCUGCUCAACCUGGUUGAUGCCGAUACCGAUGACGAGCUCGACGUCGCCCGCUCGACGUCGGACGACGAGGACGACGGAGCCGCCGACGACGAGGAGUACUCGGACGAGGACGGCGACGUGGUUCUGCGCGAGUAA